This is a messenger RNA of Triticum turgidum subsp. durum (durum wheat), 981 nucleotides long. The record is from the annotation of a GenBank genome assembly. NCBI's taxonomy places the organism in Eukaryota, Viridiplantae, Streptophyta, Magnoliopsida, Poales, Poaceae.
AUGGCCGGCUCGCGGCGCGACGCGGACCAGAAGGAGAAGGCCCCGCCGGCGGCGCCGCCGCAGCAGCAGCCGGGGCGCGAGGAGGAGAGGGAGUGGGUGCCGUGGAUCGUGCCGGUCUUCGUGGCCGCCAACGUCGCCCUGUUCGCCGUGGCGAUGUACGCCAACAACUGCCCCGCGCACGCGCGCGGCGGCCGCGGCGGCAGGAAGUGCGUCGGCGCGGGGUUCCUCCGCCGCUUCGCCUUCCAGCCGCUCAGCCAGAACCCGCUCCUCGGGCCCUCCUCCGCCACAUUGCAGAAGCUGGGCGCGCUCGUGUGGGACAAGGUGGUGCACGAGCACCAGGGGUGGAGACUCGUGACCUGCAUCUGGCUCCACGCCGGCGUCGUCCACCUGCUCGCCAACAUGCUCAGCCUCGUGCUCGUCGGGCUCAGGCUGGAGCAGCAGUUCGGAUUUGUGAGAGUCGGCGUCAUCUACCUCGUCUCCGGCGUCGGGGGCAGCGUGAUGUCGUCCCUGUUCAUCAGAGACAACAUCUCCGUGGGCGCGUCCGGUGCGCUCUUCGGGCUCCUCGGAGCCAUGCUCUCAGAGCUCUUCACUAACUGGACCAUCUACACCAACAAGGCGGCGGCGCUGGUGACGUUGCUGUUCGUGAUCGCGGUCAAUCUGGCGAUCGGCAUCCUGCCGCACGUGGACAACUUCGCGCACAUCGGGGGGUUCCUCACGGGGUUCCUCCUCGGGUUCGUGCUGCUCAUGCGCCCGCACUACGGCUGGGCGCAGCGCUACGUGCUGCCGUCCUCCGUCAAGGACGUCGGCCGGAAGUUCCUGGCCUACCAGUGGGCUCUGCUCGCCCUGGCCUCGGUCCUGGUCGUCGUCGGGCUGGCGGUUGGGAUGGCGAUGCUCUUCCGAGGGGUGAACGGCAACGAGCACUGCGAGUGGUGCCACUACCUCAGCUGCGUGCCGACCGCCAGAUGGAGCUGCGGGAAAUGA